GGGUGGGUAUCUAUCUAAAACUAAAAGUAAAAGAAAAUUUUUGCACCUACUUUUAAUAAUCAAUUUUUUGAAUUGCAUUAAUUCACUUCUCACUCACUCGUAUAUUGGGCGGGGCAGGGAAUACAUAAUUACAUACUAUUGGUGGGUGUUUCUAUGAUUAGAUUGGAUGGGAUUGGAUUGGAGACUAGUAUUAAUGUUUCACCUGUCAAUGUUAAUCUCUGAUUCCUCUAUCCAGCCAUUCAUAUUUGAUUUGGUUGGUUAUAUGUAUUAGGAUUACUGAGAAUGAGCUUCCAAGAUAUUCAGAAUGGCGGCAAGCCCUCCUCCUCUGCCUGGCGUGGUCGGCCGUCGUCUCAGAAUCCAUCGCAGUCCGUGGCCGCUGGGAUUUUCCAGAUCAACACUGCUGUUGCCGGAUUCCGUAGACUUGUCGAGGCCAUCGGAACUUCCAAGGACACUUCCGACCACCGUCAGAAGCUGCACAAUACAAGGCAACGGAUACUGCAGUUGGUGAAGGAAACUUCUGUUAAGCUCAAAUCCCUUAGCGAAUCCGAGCGCGGUGCCAACGUUGAUCCAACUAAAAGAUUAGAAGAUGCUAAGCUUGCAAGAGAUUUUCAGACUACCUUACAAGAAUUCCAGAAAGUUCAACAGCUUGCUUCUGAGCGCGAGUCUACAUACUUACCCGCUGCACCCUCGUCUUCAACGUCCAGCUCUGCUGAGCAUUUGGCUCAGAACGUGGAACAGGAGAACCAGCCAUUUCUUAUGGAACAGAAAAGGCAGGAGGUUCUACUGAUGGGAAAUGAAAUUGCAUUCAAUGAAGCCAUUAUUGAGGAGAGGGAACAGGGCAUUGAAGACAUACAAGAUCAAAUUGGAGAAGCUAAUGAAAUUUUUAAAGACCUUGCUGUUUUGGUUCAUGAACAGGGUGUUGUUAUUGAUGACAUUCAAUCAAAUAUUGAGGCUUCCUCUGCUGCAACCACCCAAGCAAGAGUACAGCUUUCUAAGGCUUCAAAAAGUCAGAAAUCUAAAUGCUCAUGGUGUUGGUGGGUGCUGGCAGUUAUUGUGGUGGUAUUGGUGAUUUUAGUAGUUGUCCUAAUAAUAUAAAGUGCAAGUCCACGUGUGCAAUUGCUGUGUGACGUUACUAGUUGGGAUUUUGGUGGUGUUGAUAGAUUUCAAAGUGUUAAUCUUUACAUAUUGGAGAGAAUAGCAGGAAUUUCGAGGAAUGUCUAUUUGUUUUUCUUUUAUUGCUGCGUUUUGGCCUUGUUAUUUGUGGACACUGUACUAUUUAAGUGCCAUUGAUGUAGUAUUUACACGGUUGACAAUCAGUGUCAUCCUCUGUUGUAACGUGUAUGAAGAAUGAAAUCGUAAUGUCGCUCUGUAAUGAGUGGUGGAUUCUGUGGUGUUAUUGAAAUGAUAAAUGUAUGAGGCUGUGUUUGAUUUCAUU
Messenger RNA from Ilex paraguariensis (yerba mate), 1435 nucleotides. NCBI's taxonomy places the organism in Eukaryota, Viridiplantae, Streptophyta, Magnoliopsida, Aquifoliales, Aquifoliaceae. The record is from the annotation of a GenBank genome assembly.